CCGCACCAGCAGCUCGCAGCACACGACUGCCCCCUUUUCCUGUCUCCAUAAUUUUUUUACUAAAAAUAUCUGAAAACCCCACCAGGAGUUUCUCUUUUCUUUCCAUUUUUAGUUUUUCAGCUGCUUUUUUAUUGGCCCAAAAGAUCAAGAUUUACAGAAAGGGCAAGAAAAUCACAUCCCAUAACCUGUUAGGCAUUUUUUCACACAGGUGGGGCAUGUGUUUUCUCCCCAUAUUGGAGGUCCAAAGGUUGAAAUCAUUGGUUCUUUGACGAAAUUUUCCAGAGAAUUGCUUGUAAAUGCCACUGUGUAGAGCAGUUGCCUCUUGGAUGUCUCGCAUAUUGGCUUGCAUGGGUUUUGAGGUAUUUUGGAGAAUAUUUUCCACCCCUUAUUGAUACGAUGAUGGAAAAAUUGAAGGAAAAAUGCAGAGCUCUUCGUAAUAGCAGAAGUUGUCUUGGAUGCUGUAUGAAUUCUCCCCAUGUUGUUUCAGCGGAUAAGCCAUCUAAAGGCCCAAAAGUUCCGAGCAAACGAUUGAGGCAAACUAGUUUAAGAGACGACUUUUGGAGCAGUAGUGCGUGCGAGAUGGAGAAUAGCACAUUUCCCUCCCAGAGAAGCAUCUCAUCAAUUAGCACAUCAAAUCAGGCCCUUGAUCCUCACAGUAACUCUGUCACCACGAAUAACGCUACGGAAUUUGUAAAUCAUGGUCUACUUCUUUGGAAUCAAACAAGGGAACAAUGGUGCGGAAAUAAAACACCACAGAAGUGUGCUUCAGUUCGAGAACCCAAAUUAAGUUUAGAUACAAGUUACGAGACGUUGCUAGGGACCAAUAAGCUUUUCCCUCAAGCAAUCCCUCUACCGGAAAUGGUAGACUCUCUUGUUGCUGUAUGGAAACAGGAGGGGCUUUAUGAUUAAGUGGCCACAUAAUUCAUCAUUCUCAGCAACUGCAAAUUGUGUUUUGCAAGUUUUACAGAAGCCAAAACUUAAAAAAUUCAAACAGCCAUGUGUAUCUGUAUAUUGAGAUGAAAAUGGAACUUUGGUUACAAAAAAACACUGUUCUCAAGAAAAAGUAAUUUAUACAUGUUAGGCAGGCCAAAACUCAAAACACAAUGAGCCUUGGUAGUUAUUAGAUACAUUGAUGGGGAGAGAAUUGGAUCUUCUGUUCUCAUAAAUAUAAAUUGUUUUUAGGUGCUUA
Molecule: messenger RNA, 1189 nt
Organism: Lycium barbarum (goji berry)
Lineage: Eukaryota; Viridiplantae; Streptophyta; Magnoliopsida; Solanales; Solanaceae
Exons: 7
Coding region: 397-909 (170 amino acids)
Source: RefSeq, a predicted model, not a curated record